This is a messenger RNA of Meloidogyne enterolobii, 443 nucleotides long. Lineage: Eukaryota; Metazoa; Nematoda; Chromadorea; Rhabditida; Meloidogynidae. The record is from the annotation of a GenBank genome assembly.
GGGGGUGUUGGAUAUAUUAUUCAAAUUUAUUUCCAAAUCUCUCAUUUUGUUUUCUUCAGGAUUUACUUUUUGACAUUGAAACUCGCCGAUUAGUCAAAUUCGUUUUACACACAAACGUCCCAGGCCAUUUUGAUUUUGGUAUUUAUGAUAGAUGUGAAUUUAUAUUAAAAGCUGAAACUAAAUCGAUGGAAGAAUUAAAUAUUGGGACUGAAUCGAAACUGGAAUCUUUCCGUUCACUUUUUGAUCACCAACCCAAUUCAAACAUUACGUCAGGGAAUAAUGAUACUUUCAGUGGUCCUGUAGUAUUAAACAAAAGUUCGUCUGAAGGGGAAAAUCCUUUUGGAUCUUCAUUUUGUUAUGGAACAGAUCAAAUGAUUUUUGAAGUUUUGGAUAAUGGGCAUAUUGCUAGUGUUGUACUUUUUGACCCUUUAUUAGGGCCUUGA